UGGACUCGAGGCUGGAACUUUUUUGUUUUUGAGUUGCGGUACACACCGGGUAAGGUCAACCUUACACAUGGCAUACCUAGUUCUAUGGACAUUUUGUAUAUAUCGAUUUCACAAUUUUUGCUUUCCAAUACCCAUAUUUUCUUGUCUUGAACAUAGCUGAACAAAUAGCAGUUGCUAUAGCAUUUGCAAAAUGAACCAAGCCACCUCGCUCGUCCUCUCCAAUCUCAUCCCCCGACAUUCUGGCACUCUUCCUCCCGAGCUCCUCAAUUUAACCAGUGCUCUCAUUCAACAAUCGCGCCUGAGAUGUUCAUUAAGUCAGGAGCAAGAAAUUGGGAGGGUAUAUGCUUGUGCCAAUCUUGCUUGCGAACGGUUUGUUCUCUUGCUUAUUACUCACUUACCAUUGGUCGUUUACUAAAUUUUAAGACAGUCUUAAAAUAUCAUUGAAUCUUCCCAAGAUCGAACCCCGACCCCCGGUUCCCCCGAAAGUUUAUAAAAAACUAUAUGCAUAUAUUGAAGAUACGCUAGCUAAUGCGACGCCGAAGAAACGACCGAGAGUUGAAGGAAGUGAGUUUGGAAACGGGAAUGGAGAUGCGACUCCAAGCAGGAAAUCAUCAUUAGCACAAUCCGCGAAUAAACGCACACCAGGUCGAAAUGAUACCCCAAUAAAAACUAUUCUUCCCCUUCCCCAACGCAGCACACCUUCUAAAUCCAAAAGUCUGGUAAGUUUCCGCACCCCGAAAAAAGGAUUACGGCAUGAGAAAAGAGAUGAGACGAAGAUACCACGAUGGGUUGGUACAGUAGGUAGAGAACUGUGCCGGGAAAUUGGGAUGGAAGAAGCGACACCUCAUGUGUUGGCUGGUGUGGAAAGUUUAAUUUUUUGGGAGGAAGAGAAGGAGAGGAGAAGGGAAGAGACGAUUGGAAAGUGGCCGGCGUUAAUGAUGGCAGUUUGGGUUAUUGUCUGGGGAAAACUGACGGCGGGUGGGGAGCUGUUGAAUGACGAGGAUUUUAAAGAAAAUAGGCUCAAGGCGUUGGAGGUGUUAAGGUCGACGAGGAAGGACACAGAGGUGGUGAGGAAGGUUGGGACGGGAGGAUGGGAGGGGUGGGAUUUACCGGAUGAGGGCGAGGAAGAUGAGGAUGAGGUGGAGAGGAGCAAUGAGAAAGAAGUCAAUAUUUGGAUUGCCGAGAUUGCUAAAAAAGGGUGUUUGGAAAUGGACUGGUAUCAAAAUUUAGUCAAGGCAGACGCUCCAGACGACACAGAUGAAGAUCGGGAAAGAGAAGAUGCUCUAGAUGGAAUUGAAAGAGCGCUGGUCCGAGAAGACGAAAUGAGAUAUGGGCUUGGUACAAUGCGACAAAAGAAAGUGGAUUAUUUGACAGAGCAGAGGAGAGCCGAGUACAAAGCGUGGAAAAAUAAUAUAUUGGCUAAGAUUGCCAGGCUAGAGAAAGAGAGGAAGAGUAGAGAUGUAAUGGAGAUAAAUGCAUAGCGAAAGUGUUCUUUCACUUAGAAUUGAUACCCUUAAUGGUGUCAUAAUGGCUGCUAGGACUUUUUUAGAUCAAGUUCAAUAUUUGCAAAUUUUCAAGCCUUCCAAAUUCAUAUUUCUCAU
Molecule: messenger RNA, 1601 nt
Organism: Sclerotinia trifoliorum
Lineage: Eukaryota; Fungi; Ascomycota; Leotiomycetes; Helotiales; Sclerotiniaceae
Source: the annotation of a GenBank genome assembly